Molecule: messenger RNA, 1835 nt
Organism: Tripterygium wilfordii
Lineage: Eukaryota; Viridiplantae; Streptophyta; Magnoliopsida; Celastrales; Celastraceae
Product: O-glucosyltransferase rumi homolog
Exons: 6
Coding region: 237-1805 (522 amino acids)
Source: RefSeq, a predicted model, not a curated record
AUCCCCUCCAAAUUCCCUCUCUCCUAUUCCCCCACUCAACAAGUUCAAAGACUUCUACUUGGUCUUCGUCUUCUUCUAAUCCCAUCUCUCCCAUUCCCCCACUCAACAAGUUCAAAGACUUCCACUUGGUCGUCUUCGUCUAAUUACGUCGGCUUCUUUGUCAACAAUCACACCAAAAAAGCUCGAAAUUUGAUGCUCUGAAAAAUCGUUACUCCCACUAUUAAGUCUAUAAUUCGAUGCCGCACUCGUCUGGAAUUGGCAGACACUUCUCUGAGAUGUCAAUUGAUCAACUCUUCUUCAAGAAAGGACGCUCUGUCACCUCCUCUCCUAUCUUUCUCUUCUUGUUCUUCUUCAUCUUCUUCUUCUUCCUCGCCUUCAUAUCUUCCUUUCGGUUUUACUCUUCUCUGUUUUCGAUUGAGAAUUCACCGAAUGAAACCAUUGUCAUAUCACAGAAGCAACACCCCAUUAAGAGAAUCGAAUACCCACUAAGCUGCACAAAUACAAGUUCAAACCAAACACAGUCCUGCCCCACCAACUACUACCCGAAUUCAUUCCAUCCAGGGCCCCAUGACCCGCCCGUAUGCCCGGACUACUUCCGCCAAAUCUACGAGGACUUAAAACCCUGGAAAGUCACCGGAAUUGACAGAGACAUGGUGGAGAGAGCCAAAAGGACAGCGCACUUUCGAUUGGUGAUUGUCAAGGGAAAGGCGUAUGUCGUGAAGUACAAGAAAUCGAUACAGACGAGAGAUUUGUUCACAAUUUGGGGAUUAUUGCAGCUCCUGAGACAGUACCCGGGAAAAUUACCGGAUCUGGAUUUGAUGUUUGACUGCGACGAUCUCCCGGUUGUACAAUCGAAAGACCACCUGCAUUUUUGGCAGCCGAGGCCACCACCGUUGUUUCGGUACUGCGGUGACAGGUGGACCAUGGACAUUGUCUUUCCCGAUUGGUCCUUCUGGGGAUGGGCUGAAAUAAACAUAAAGCCAUGGGACAGUAUAUUGAAAGAAAUUAAAGAUGGAAACAACAGGACCAAAUGGAUGGACAGAGAACCAUAUGCCUACUGGAAGGGAAACCCUUUUGUGGCUAGACCCAGACAGGAUCUCCUCACUUGUAAUGUCUCCGACAAGCACGACUGGAAUGCUCGGCUUUAUAUCCAAGACUGGAUCAAGGAAGGCAAUGAAGGAUUUAGGCAAUCAAACCUAGCAAAUCAAUGCACUCACAGGUACAAGAUCUACAUUGAAGGGUAUGCAUGGUCUGUAAGUGAAAAGUACAUACUAGCUUGUGAUUCUGUAACAUUGAUGGUAAAACCACGUUUCUAUGAUUUCUUCACAAGAAGUCUACAACCAGUUCAACACUACUGGCCUAUAAACGACCAGGACAAGUGCAAGUCCAUUUAUUUUGCCGUAGAUUGGGGCGAAAAACACAAACAAAAGGCGCAAGCGAUUGCAAAGGCGGCUGGCGAGUUCACGCAGGAGGAGCUAAAGAUGGAGUAUGUGUAUGACUACAUGUUUCAUUUGUUGAAUGAGUACGCUAAGCUUUUGAGGUACAAGCCUGAAAUCCCUGAAGGGGCUGUGGAGAUGUGUUCGGAGACCAUGGCAUGCCCCGCGGAAGGGCGAGAGAGGGAGUUCAUGAUGGAGUCAUUGGUGAAGAGCCCUUCUAAUAGAAGUCCAUGUACUCUGCCUCCACCUUAUAAACCAAAAGUUCUUGAGGCGUUUUAUCGGGGGAAGAUGAAUGCAAUACAGCAAGUAGAGCAGUGGGAGAAGGAGUAUUGGAAAAAUAUCAAUAAAUCAUCAGUUGUAGGUAGCUAGUUAGUAUAAUAUAUAUAUAUAUAUAUAUAU